Coregonus clupeaformis (lake whitefish) is the source of this 2606-nucleotide messenger RNA. RefSeq names its product calcium-binding protein 1. Gene Ontology annotation, molecular function: calcium ion binding. The record is from RefSeq and is a predicted model, not a curated record. The coding region runs from base 376 to 1692 and encodes 438 amino acids. The transcript is spliced from 9 exons. NCBI's taxonomy places the organism in Eukaryota, Metazoa, Chordata, Actinopteri, Salmoniformes, Salmonidae.
CGGCACGCCACAUAGCAGGCAACUAUAAAAUCCCCCUCCAAAGCCACCCAAAUUCACUGAUGCGUUCUGCGCUUGUAUAGAAGCGACUGAUUCGUCACCUCGCAUGACACGUAGUCUCGCAUCUUUACAAUAGAGCGAGCAGGUGGCAUUCAGAACUUUAUCAUUUCACAGUGGGUGGGUGUUCUUAGUUUGCAUUGUAGCCUAGGCUAUAGAGACGCGCGAAUAGGCUACUGAGAAGGGAUCCAACAGAUUGCCCUGACUACACAGUACACCGGCUAAAUGCUCAGCACCUGCAACUGUCUUCACACGACCUUCAGUCUAGUCCUGGUAUCUGCACACAAUAAUAAAUUAAGGUAAAGGGAACGGCAUACGGCAAUGAGCUCCUCUCUUCCCAAGAGCGAAUCUACCACCUCUCUGCUGAGAUCUUCAGCGGUACUGGUGAGUCGCAGGUCCGCACAUCAUUCUGAGCAUCAUGAGUUGCGCAGCCACCGCAGUCACCAUCAUCAACCCGAUGGAGGUAGCGGUGUACCUGACGAUCUGUUUUGGAGCGAUGAGUGCGAGGCAAGCGCGCGCAGACCGCUUUGUCAACCGAGGCAUGCCGGUGGCAGGACAGACAGGAAUGGAGGUGAUAAACGGGGACAUUCCCACCAUUCCCACCAACACAGCAGCCACUACGAUGACGGCAACAGCCAGGAAGAAAUGAGAGAGCGGAUGGAUCGCAGUGGGAAAGACCGCAGUAAGUCGUCCAGACACCCACACCACCACCAUCACAACACCUCCAAAGGUGACCUGCCGCCGGCGCAUCUCCACGGGAACGCACGUCCAGACCGGAGGUCCUCGCCAACUCCAUCCUAUACAAAACAAUCCGACGACACUGCAUACUUUUUUGAAUCAAAGGACAGAAUAAAUACUGGGUCGUCCACGAGUUUAAACUCUGACCCACCGGCAACGUCCACGCCAGUGGCCGGUCCCCUUACCACCCGCACCGCCAAAAGACGCAGCACAGCUCCAUCUGAACAUGACUCCAAUCUGCAUCCGAUAGUGAAAUCAGUCUUCGGGCAGGACCAGAAGAAGAACUACAGAGCAGUGCAGUCCUGUGAGGAGGGGACUGGGGGUGCCUAUCUUGAGCCACUAGUGGCUAUGGCUCAGAACGGAGGCAACAUGCACAACAUACUGGGGCCUGCCUGUAUCUUUCUACGCAAGGGCUUCGCUGAGAGCCGGCAGGCUAAGAAGGAUAGAGAGCUGAGGCCGGAGGAGAUGGAUGAGUUGCGCGAGGCUUUUAAGGAGUUUGACAAAGACAAAGAUGGCUUCAUCGGCUGUAAAGACCUGGGCAACUGCAUGAGAACUAUGGGCUACAUGCCUACUGAGAUGGAGCUGAUAGAACUGAGCCAGCAGAUCAACAUGAACUUGGGAGGACAUGUUGACUUUGAGGACUUUGUGGAGUUGAUGGGGCCCAAACUUCUGGCUGAAACAGCAGAUAUGAUCGGGGUCAAGGAGCUGAGGGAUGCUUUCAAAGAGUUUGACACCAAUGGUGAUGGCCAGAUCAGCACAUCGGAACUCAGAGAAGCGAUGAAGAAACUUCUAGGUCAACAGGUUGGUCAUAGAGACCUAGAGGACAUCCUUCGGGACAUUGACCUGAAUGGAGAUGGCCAUGUAGACUUUGAAGAGUUUGUGCGUAUGAUGUCUCGCUGAGUGUAGGUCAUGAUACCGACUGGUUCCUUUCCUGGUGAGAGAGGAAGAGAAGGAGAAGAGGAAGUGAAGGAGAGGCAGAGAUGGCUGAGCCCUUAACCACGGACCUCUUACCUCAGACUUCUGAACUACAGAAGGAGAAAACGACAUAUCAACCCCGCUCUGCUACUGCCACAUUCGAAGACAAGCAUAGAAGCUGAAGGAACAACAUCAGUGAUCAUGAUGAUGCUGUAUACUGCUGUCUCUAAGAGCAAAACAGAACAACAGCCAGCCUCCCACAGUUUUACAUUGUACAUUUCAGAUAUUAGAGAAAACAUUUCUAGGUGUUUACAGGGUCUGAAGAGCAAUGUGAUGUUUGAGCUACUUACACUCAUUGCCAUGGUUGGUUAAUGCUGUAGCAAAGUAAAGGAGACACAUUGACAUUUUUAGCACUUUCUUACUUAUGCCAGCGUCUCCUAUACCUAGCCUAAAGCAGCAUAUUCCCCUCCGGGGCUUUGAACUCCUAAGCUAAACUUUUUAAUGGCAAUAUUAUAUCAGUGUACCUACUGUCAAAAUAUGUAUUGUUUGUGUGUGCGUUCGUUCGUGGUGUUUGUGCACCUCAAUUCUCCUUUACUGUAAGAUUCCAUAUGUCUUAAGCUACUGUAGAGUUAGUGUCAAACCCAUGGCAUAUGCUGGCCAACUGUCUCUAUCUUGAAUUACAUGCCAUGUAUUAUCACGGAUGCACUUUUUUAGAUUUUAUCAUUAUCAAACACAUAUCAAGUUACAUUAUAUGAGUUUUGAACAUAGAUGGGUAACUGUUUUGAUAAAAGGAAGAUCAGUUUCAUGAGAACCCAAUACCCAAUACACGGCAGGUAGCUUAGUGGUUAAGAGCGUUGUGCUAGUAACCGAAAGGUCGCUGGUUCUAAUUCCUGAGCCGA